CGUAAACAUUUCUCGCAACUACCCCAGCCGUCAUAUCCUGAUCUGCAACCAACAGCCCAAACGAACAAUACCAUCCCCCACAACUCCAUGUCGUAUGCAUUGUACCCCACACCCGUCCCCUUCAUCCCCUUGCCGACCCCUCCUACGCGAAAGCGUCGUGCUGACAUCAUCACACAAAUGCUGUAUCGGUCCUACGACGCCCAAUUCAAAGUCGCCACGUCCGACGUGUUUAACGCACUGGCCAUGAAAAUCGAGCGAAUACUGUCCCGAGCAUUUCCAAACGACGACGACGACGACCUAUCACCAGACGUGCUGGAAUCACGACUGAAAUACGUAAUAGAACGCAUCCUGUACUCGAAGGAAAGCGUGGCGCUGCAACCUAACAAUUUCACGCUCGACGAAUUCGUCAAGUUCGAACUGUAACCCAAGUCGGAUUGUUCAGUCCUGACAAUCACCAACGGUAGUGAUAACAGUUAGUAAUUUAAUUAUUAUUACACGUAUUCCAAUA
Molecule: messenger RNA, 508 nt
Organism: Aphanomyces astaci
Lineage: Eukaryota; Oomycota; Saprolegniomycetes; Saprolegniales; Verrucalvaceae
Exons: 1
Coding region: 88-423 (111 amino acids)
Source: RefSeq, a predicted model, not a curated record